AUGGAUACACUAAAAAAUGUUUUCGGAGCAAAUGAAGAGCAAAGGAGAACUAAGUCCAAAAUAAGAAGUCCCGAUGGCUCCUCCGUAGAUGAGGAUUCACCCAUGACAGAUUACGUGACAUUACGUAAAAAUCCAAGAACUGAUAUUCAAGACCUACGGAACGAUUUUCAAACUUUCCAAUCAAGGAUCAUGGCUAAGUUGGAGUCAUGGUUUACCAAACAAGAAGAAAAGUUUGAAGAAAUUAAGGCAUCUAUUAAAUUUAUGAACGAAUAUUUUGAAGAUUUAAAGUGUAAAACUGAGGAUGUCGCCAGAAGACUUAAUGAAUUAGAAAUAAAGCAAAGCACAGAAUCAAAAAAGUUAAGUUGUCUAGAUGAGCUGGAAGUCAAGAUCGAUAUGAUCGAGCAACAGGCUCGAAUGACUAAUAUGGAAAUCAGCAACCUGCCUGAAAGAAGAGGAGAAAACUUAUUGAUGAUCUUGGAAAAUAUCGCUUCUAUGGUCAAUAUGCCCGUGAGUAAACAAGACAUUGUCUCAAUUCAUCGUGUGCCGCAUGCUACAACGGAUAACACUCGACCAAAGAAUGUAAUUGUGAAAUUUGGCAACCGCAUGUUACGAGAUAAUAUGUUAUCAGCGAUUCGUUUAAAGAAGGACAUCGAUUCAGUGAAGCUUGGCAUAUCAGGCCCUAAACAUAAUAUAUACGCCAAUGAACAUCUGACUUUAAAAAACAAAAGUUUAUUUCGAGAAACGCGAGAAGCAGCUAGAAAAUGUGGCUACAGAUUUGUAUGGGUCAAGCAUGGAACGAUACUUGUCAGAGAAAAAGAAACAUCACCUGUGUUUGCUGUUCGAUCAAAAGGCAACUUAUCUAAAAUUAAAGCCAAUUGUUAG
This is a messenger RNA of Papilio machaon (common yellow swallowtail), 882 nucleotides long. RefSeq lists its product as uncharacterized. Lineage: Eukaryota; Metazoa; Arthropoda; Insecta; Lepidoptera; Papilionidae. The record is from RefSeq and is a predicted model, not a curated record. The coding region runs from base 1 to 882 and encodes 293 amino acids. The transcript has a single exon.